AUGUUUACUGGAUAUGAUCAAACUAAUCUUGUUCUACUCGAUCGUCCUCAACCACCAACACAUAAAGCGUGGUGUUCAAAUGAACACAAUUCAGUACUCACUAUCAAUCUCGCCAAAAAUAUCAAACCAAUUUCUGUAUCAUAUCAACAUUCGAAAUGGACUCAUCAUAUUCCAAUGAGCACUCCAAGGACUUAUGAUGUUGUCGCGUGUUUUGAUUCCAAAUGUCAAAACUGGGUACUAUUAGUAUCCAACUGUGAAUACAGUAGUCAAUCAAUUGGAACUGAACAGUUCUGUAAUGUUUCUUCUCAUCUCAAUGUGCCUUUAAUCGGAACAGUCCAAUUUCGAUUCAAGGAAAAUUAUGGAGACUCUCAAAUGACUUGUGUUAGUUUGGUUCGGGUUUAUGGAGAGCCGAAGCCUGAGAUAAAUGAAGAAGAGGAGAAGAGUUUGGAGAGUGAAGAGAUUUGUACUGAUUUGAAGUACUAUUAUCAUAAUAGCUACUACUUUAAAUAUACUUUGGCUAACAAGAGCUGUUCUACACUCUAUAAAAACGAUUGCUGUUCCCGAUUGUCCCGAGUGUUGUGA
Caenorhabditis briggsae is the source of this 582-nucleotide messenger RNA. The coding region runs from base 1 to 582 and encodes 193 amino acids. The transcript has 3 exons. NCBI's taxonomy places the organism in Eukaryota, Metazoa, Nematoda, Chromadorea, Rhabditida, Rhabditidae. Gene Ontology annotation, cellular component: nuclear envelope; meiotic nuclear membrane microtubule tethering complex. Gene Ontology annotation, biological process: nuclear envelope organization. The record is from RefSeq and is a predicted model, not a curated record. Gene Ontology annotation, molecular function: protein-membrane adaptor activity.